Messenger RNA from Cladophialophora psammophila CBS 110553, 2694 nucleotides. RefSeq lists its product as uncharacterized. The record is from RefSeq and is a predicted model, not a curated record. Lineage: Eukaryota; Fungi; Ascomycota; Eurotiomycetes; Chaetothyriales; Herpotrichiellaceae. The transcript has 2 exons. The coding region runs from base 1 to 2694 and encodes 897 amino acids.
AUGAUGGAGAUCUCAACUCCCCAUGUCCUGUCAAGAUUGCCUCGUCCUGCCAAGCCAGAUGCUACUACCCGCUUCGGCACAGUAUAUUCGGUACGCAGCGGGCUGAAGAAGCGAAGAAAAGAAAUUUGUGUGGCUGUGGAUGGUAACUCCCUUGGGCUGUAUGAAAUCCAAAAUGGAACCAUUCUUGCCUCCUAUCCUGUGCCUCCUUCCGCCCGUUUUCUCGGACCUCCUUGCUCAAUUCGCGAAAACUCCGGAGGGCAGACCCAACGAACGACAUACUGUGCCAUAAAGCGAGAGGCAUUACGGAUUGAAUCUUUCCAGACUUCAGGAGAUGAUACACUCCGUCCUGCCUCCUUUGCAAGCGCAGCAUUGGAUGAACAAGAGAGCCCCGUUAUACUACUUGAAGUGGUAUUGAAAAGAAGAGCAAAAGAACUUCUAGUCAUCCAGCAAAAUGGCAAUCUCGUAUCUUUCUCCGAAAACUUGAACGCUACGUUAUCUGAAGGAUCUCUCUGUUCUCAACGCUUCCCGAAUGUCAAAAUACUGGCCAUCCAACAUCUCACAACUUCGGAGGCACAGAAAACAGUUUUAAAGGAAAGAUCGGAUCUGGUCAGUGAGGCUACACCCGAGAGUUGCUACUUGGCGGUUACAUAUUGCAAAAGUGAGCACUAUGCAAACCCUAACGGCGUGUUCUAUGGUGUCUGGUCAGUAGGCGCAAUUGAUCGGAGCGCUGCGGCCGAGAGGCUACCGAUUUACCCAUUGUUUGAUCAUGAACUUACCCCAGGAGGAAACAAACCAAAGCCACCUUCGUCGAAAGACAGAUCUUACGCAUUUAACUUCAGGGCGUCGAAUCUGUUCCUCCGUGCUGGACCAACUUUGUACUCGUAUGACUUGACCGGUGUGGUACCUUACUUGUCUUCGACACUACACACUGGGCUGAAUGGCUCUUACGAAAUCAUGCCCAUUUCACCAGCGUUUGCCAUCUGCUCAUUUCAAGAGUCAUUCCAGCUCUAUGACCUCAAAUUCCAGAGUGUACAGGCUCGAAUCGAUGCCAACAAGGGCAAUCUGAAGCGGAAACGCAUGAGAAUGGCUGUGCAAGACCGGAGCGGCCCUGUUGAGUUUUUCGCUUAUUUCCCUCAGUCUGCGCGUGUCAUUGGGAGACGGCGUCAUCAACUGCUCGCAAUAGACAUCUCUGCAGAUGCUUCGAGGCAGUUACUUGAGACUGGAACCAAACUCCUUCAAAAUAUCGGACGUGGAAUCAAGAGCCAUGAUGUGGCGAUUGAAUCUCUCGACAAACAGCUGCCGCCGGCGACUGGCAUUGCAACCAUGGAUCCAGAAUCCAGCGCGGAUUGGCAGUCUGUGAGACAACGUCUCGACCAGUUAGCCGAGGCCGGGGAUGUUUCCGGCUUUGAAAACGCCUUUGUCAACGACAUCCGGCAGGCUACGAUGCAGUCUUCCCUUCCUCAAAAGACGCACGAUGAUUUGCCUCUGGAUCUUAUAACAGUCCCGAACUUCAAGACCAACUACCUUCUGUCAAAGAUCUUCCAAACAGCUCCGAGUCACAGUGUCCAAAGCAAUGACGCCACCGUCGCGGGCCAGCAAUUGGAGAUCCGGGUUCCAUCAUUUAAACUCAUUAUCUGGCUGUGUCGAGUGGGAUUACUCUCACCUCGAAGCUUGCAGAAAGCAAUCUCGAGUUCAUUGCCUGGGGCCGAGGUAACAAUUGGUGGUAUACACGCAGUUGCACGAGCUCUGCUCGGCGCCGACCCCUCGUAUGGGUUACUGGUUGAAUGUCUCGAAAACGGGUUCAGUCCAUAUGUGGAAGAAAAAGCAGCUGUGGUGCAGCUUCUCAUUCGGCAAGCUCUAGCUACGUCAUCUGAGGCAGCUGGGGCCGAAGCAGACCGACGAACAGAUCCAAUGGAUGUCGACGUUCCCUUGAAUUCCGCUGGCGCGCAAGUGCAGACAUUGUCGGCAUCAGCAACAAACACGCCGUGGCUGCCUCCCCAACUGCAGAGAGCGCUAAUUGAGGCGCUGGACAGAUUCGGCGCUGCUGCAACUUCGGUCAUCUCUGUUAACUUGAAAGCUUUGCUCUCUCAGACAGAAGCACUUGCUCUCAUUCAGUUCUUACGGCAGCAAUUAUUUCAAGGGGGCCACACACGGUCAUUCCAAAACCUACCCGCCAACUGUGAGUCCUCGCCGACUGUCAAGCUCGCUGCGAGCAUCAAAAUACUGUCAGGAUGCGUCGACGCCAUCGGACCUCUUGGCUUUUUUGGGGCGCUGGAUCACGAGGAUUUUAUGGGAAACAUUGUGCCUGAACUGGUGACGGAGAUCACGCAUACCAAGCAGAACCUUGAAGAUGUUGCAGAGUUGCAAGGGAUUCUCCGCGAGACUUUGAGAUAUCAAGAAUCUCUGCGGAAGCAACAGGCUGCGGGAGCGCGUCUUCCCAUUUAUGGAACUGGAUUAGCGGUCUCUAACCAGCGUCCUGGGGCCAUAGUGACGCUGUGCUCGGAGACGGUCGAAGGUGAAGACGACCUGCAGCUUGGCCCAGGUCUUCCUCUGAGCAUGAAAGUUGAGAAUGUGGUCAGUCCCGUCAAGAUCAGAAGGGGUGGGGGUCAGCUACAACAUCGGACUAUCCGACAGAAGAGAAUGCUGGAGAGGAGGAACAAAGGCCAGUACUCAUUUGAGCGACUGGUUUUGUGA